ACUUAAUUUGCGCUUCACCCGCACUUCCGGUUUCCGGUCGGCUCCCGCCCCGCUCCGCCAUCAUGAAGUCCUGAACAAAAAGCGAACGAGGGAGGAAAAGAAAAACAGGGAUGGAGCUGUCGACGACAGAAAGAGACGAACCUCGCGCCUGACUCCGACGGCAUGAGCAGAAAUGAAGCGCACACUCGCGGCGGAAGCGGAAAACCGGACCGUGGUUUAAAGAGCUCGCUGACAGUCAGCUGAUCGAGUCCGUUAACGGAUCGCGGCGGUAUUACACAGUGACACACACACACACACACACAUAUGAACGGACAGACAGAGGCUCGUUAGAAGUCUAUGGCUCGCGGUUUGAGUCGGUCGUGUUUGUGAAGCGAGGCGGGAAGGAUUGGCGGGAUUUUCCUCAGCAGGCCGGUGCUAGCCGUCUCGAGCUAGCCGCACUGGAUCCCGCACACCACGGUGUUGGCCAUGCCGUCGAGUGCGCGGGCUGGGAGUCUGAAGGACCCAGAGGUGGCGGAGCUCUUCUACAAGGAGGAUCCUGAGAAGCUCUUCACAGACCUGCGGGAGAUCGGCCAUGGCAGCUUCGGAGCCGUCUACUUCGCCCAUGACAUCCGCACCAAUGAGGUGGUGGCCAUCAAGAAGAUGUCCUACAGUGGCAAGCAGUCUAAUGAGAAAUGGCAGGAUAUCAUCAAAGAGGUGAAGUUCCUCCAGAAGCUGCGUCACCCGAACACGGUGGAGUACAGAGGCUGUUACCUGCGAGAACACACAGCAUGGCUGGUGAUGGAGUACUGUUUGGGCUCGGCCUCCGAUCUCCUGGAAGUGCACAAGAAACCAUUACAGGAAGUGGAGAUUGCAGCGAUUACCCACGGUGCAUUGCAGGGCUUGGUGUACCUCCACUCGCACAACAUGAUUCACAGGGACGUGAAAGCAGGGAACAUCUUACUGACGGAGCCUGGCCAGGUCAAGCUGGGAGACUUCGGCUCUGCCUCCAUCGUGGCUCCCGCCAACUCCUUUGUGGGCACACCUUACUGGAUGGCUCCAGAGGUCAUCCUCGCCAUGGAUGAAGGCCAGUAUGACGGGAAGGUAGACGUGUGGUCACUCGGCAUCACCUGCAUAGAGCUUGCGGAGAGGAAGCCUCCCUUGUUUAAUAUGAAUGCUAUGAGUGCCUUAUACCACAUCGCCCAGAACGAGAGCCCGGUCCUGCAGUCCAAUCACUGGUCAGAUUAUUUCCGUAACUUUGUAGACUCUUGUCUGCAGAAGAUUGCCCAGGACAGACCUACCUCUGAUGUGCUGCUUAAACAUCACUUCCUGUGCCGCGAGCGUCCGGUGACGGUGGUGAUGGAUCUGAUCGCUCGCACUAAAGACGCCGUGAGGGAGCUGGAUAACCUACAGUACCGGAAGAUGAAGAAGAUCCUCUUCCAGGAGACGCACAAUGGCCCCGCCACCGAGGGCACGGAGGAGGAAGAGGAUGUGGAGCAGUACAUGCUGAGGACAGGCACGGUGAACAGCAUGGAGAGCUCCCACUCGCUGCCGUCCAUGUCCAUCAGCGCCAGCUCCCAGAGCUCCUCGGUCAACAGCCUGGCGGACGGCUCGGACGACAGCGGAGAGAUGGCCAUGAUGCAGGAGGGCGAGCAUACGGUGACCUCCAACAGCUCGGUGCUGCACAAACCUCUGAACCACGAUAACAUCUACGACGACCCGUACCAGCCGGAGGUAGACCCCCAGCAGCAGGGGCCCUCUGGGGGCCGUCGGCGCAGGGGCCGGGAUCACUUCGCCACCAUCCGCACGGCCUCGCUGGUGACCCGACAGAUCCAGGAGCAUGAGCAGGGCUCGGCGCUCAGAGAGCAGAUGUCAAGGUACAAGCGCAUGAGGAGACAGCACCAGAAGCAGCUGAUGGCUCUGGAGAACAAGCUGAAGGCUGAGAUGGACGAGCACCAGCUGAGACUGGACAAAGAACUGGAGACACAGAGGAACAACUUCAGCAGUGAAGCAGACAAACUCAGCAAGAAGCACCAGGCCAUACUGGAGAAGGAGGCUAAGGCCGCUCUCACGGAGGAGAAGAAGUUCCAGCAGCACAUCUUGGGUCAGCAGAAGAAGGAGCUCAGCAGCCUGCUGGAGUCUCAGAAGAGGCAGUACAGACAGCGCAAGGAGCAGCUCAAAGAGGAGCUGAGCGAGAACCAGUCCACGCCGAAGCGGGAGAAGCAGGAGUGGCUGGUGCAGCAGAAGGAGUGUCUCCAGCAGCUGCAGGCGGAGGAGGAGGCGGGGUUACUGCGCAGACAGAGGCAGUACUACGAGCUGCAGGGCCGCCAGUACAAGAGGAAGAUGCUGCUCGCUCGACACAACCUGGAGCAAGACCUGCUCAGAGAGGACCUGAACAAGAAGCAGACCCUGAAGGACCUGGAGUGUGCCAUGCUGCUGCGGCAUCACGAGUCCACCCAGGAGCUGGAGUUCAGGCAGCUGGGUCUGGUGCAGCACACUCGGGCCGAUCUGAUCCGCACACAGCACCAGACCGAGCUCACCAACCAGAUGGAGUACAACAAGAGACGCGAGCAAGAGCUGCGGCAAAAACACGCCGUCGAAGUGCGCCAGCAGCCCAAGAGCCUGAGAGUGAGUGCCUGUCAGGGGGAGGAGCCUAGCGAAGAAGGGGAGGGGUCCAUUAGAGAAGGGGAGGGGCUUAUAACUGAGUGGGUGGGGCCUGAGGAAGAGCUGAGUAGAGAUGGAGAAAAGAUAGACGGGGAUGAGAUGCAGCUUGAGGAGACAGCUGUAGAAACAGUAGGGACUUUUAUUGAGCAGAGUGAAGCGGUAGAACGAGAAGAAGAAAGUGUGCAGGAGCAGUUAGAUGAACCUCAGCAGAUUGAUCCCAGACGAGUAGAAGGCCGUCCUUGGGACGCCGGCAGCGAAUCGGAGUGUGAGGAAGAGGACAGGGGCGUGGCCGAUGGGUGUCCAUCAGAGCUGAUGCCCGCCUCUUCCUUUGAGCGCCGCCCCCUGGAGCGAGACGCAGACGAGCUCUCGGAGUUCUACUUCCCAGAUACUCUGGAGGAGCUGGAGCCUCCUCCGGUCUACACGCCUCCCUCCCCUUCCUCGUCUCAGCCGUCUCUUCCCUCGCUCUUUUCUCACGCGAUCUGCCUGGCUCUUUCUCUGUCCGCCGCCGUGCAGCCGUCGCUCCUCACCCUCCUCUUCCUCUCGGUCUUCCUGCUGUCCCUGCGCCGCUCUCCUCCGCUGCCUUCGCUCUCCUCCCUGCUUCUUUCGGCUGAGCUGUUCUUCCUGGCGCUCUUCUUCUCUUACCUGUUCCUGCGCUCCUGCUGCUCGCUGUCCUUCUCCACCUUCCUGUCUCUGGCCUGCUGGGGCUCCGGACUCUUCAGUCUGGGCUUGUCUUUGAGCCUGGGGCUCUAUUACGUCCCGGUGGCCCUGAUCUCGGCCUCUUUCCUCAGCUCGCCCUCGCUCUUCCUCACCCUGUAUCUGGCGGUGGUUCUGGUUCUGCGUCCGGCCAGGGUGUUCCUCCAGAGCGCCCCGCGCAAGCUCAACCGCCUCUGGAUGCGUGUUCUGUUCCGUCUGCCCAGGCCGGUGUUCGCCGUGUGCCAGUCGCUCCUCGGCGGUCUGACCGAGCGAAGCCUUUACGACAUGUUCCCUAAAGCCGGACGCAACUGGGCCGGGCGGCAGUCCAGAAUCCCCGUGCCUCUGAGGAGCCUCGGAGCCGAGUAUCAGGCCAAAAGCCGGUCCUCGGUGUUGUUUGCGCGGUGCGUUCUCUUGGGUCGUCGGUUCGUGCGCCGGCCGCUGGGCACUCUGACGGACCUGGCUAACUCCGUGGUGCUGCGUCUGGCUAAGCGUCUGCUGAAGGAGCUGCCUUCCAGUCAGCUGAGACGGCUCCGGGCCCUCGGGAUCCUGCGCAGGGAGAGAGCCAGCAAGCUCCCGGUGCUCCUGCCCCGAGCCGCCCGCGAGCAGAGGAAGAGGAGGAUGAGGAGGAGGCGAGAGCGAGAGAGCUUGUUCAGGGAGGAGGGCCGGUGGGAGAGCGUGCUGAGGAGAACUCCGUCAGGGAGGAGUCUGAGAGGAAAGAUGGUGCCCUGGAGAUAGAUGGAGGCUCACUGAAGUGAUUUCCUGUCGUCACAGAGAGGGUUCACAGGGUUGUUGUCAUUUAUUCACUCUAACAAGACUUUGGUCAGUCUUCAAAGCCACAAAUAAGACGUUUUUCAUAAAUCCUCACACAUUUUGGCUUCGUUGUUUAAAAUAUAGUUGUAAACUUCCAACAAGGCAAACAAAUCCAUAUGAAUUGAAAUUAAUCACCUCCAAAAUAAGUUGUUGUUCACAUGUGUGUGUGUGUGUGUGUGUGUGUGUGUGUGUGUUUAUAUUAGUUUAUAAAAAAUAUAAACACAUACAUGUAUUUGUUUAUAUAUUAAAUCUAUAAUAUAAAAUGUUUGAAUAUAAAUAUAUAAAUGUGUAAACAAAUAUUUAAUUUAUAUAUAUAUAUAUAUAUAUAUAUAUGUACACACAAACUUAUUUUGGAUGUAAUCGUUUGACAGCAAUAAUAUGAAUCAAGUGUUUGAAGAGAUUCAGCUGCUUUAAAGGAUGAACACAUUUAAUUUAAUAUUUCAUUCACACACAAACAUUGAGCUCCUGCAUAUUUAACACGCUGUGAGUCUUCAGUCAGCUCAGUUCAUAUGGAUUCGUUUCAUGAUGUCUUUAUAAACACUUUGGAUCCAAGUAGUUUUUUCAGCGGAGGGACAGAAAUCUUUCAGGUUUCCUUUUUUUUUUUUAAUGUCCAGUUGUGUUUGAAUAUGAACCAAAGUCUUAUUGGCUUGAAUAAAUGAUGAUAAUUAUCUUUAGUUUUAGGUGAAGUGUUCCUUUUAAGAUUAUUGCUCCGUUUUAUUUCGCUCCUUCAUUCACCAAGAGGAAAGCUUCAGUCGGUUAUUGUGCUUUUUGUAAAAGUUUUUUUUUUUAUUCUCAAAUGGCAAGAGCUGUAUGUUUUAUGGUGAUUGUUGAAGCCAUGUCUGUGCAAUCUUCAUUUAGUUUUUAUUUUAUUUACAUAACAGUGAUAUUAUAUUGAGAAACCAAAACCUUUCAAUGAAGCCAUGCAUGUUAAAUGCUGAAUUAAUUGACUGUGAAAGUGGAUCAUAAUACAGUGCUUUACACUAUAGAUCUCCCAAAAACACAACACUACAAGCCGAAUCUUCCAGAAGUGCAUUAGUCGACGCGCCAAAGCUUUCCUGCGUGUCGAGAAAAGUUUGUAUUGAAACAGAAACAGAAACCAGGCUGCAUCUUGUUGCACGUUCAGUGUUUGAUUUCAUUUGAGAAGCAGCUGAAACGGUUCGGUCCUCUCACUGGAUGAUUUAGAGGCAGGACCUCAGAAAUGACAAUCAAACACUUGAAAUAUUUAGUGAAAGAGAAUCUGUCCUUGCCAAAGUGAACCCCAGCCCUUAUAUAUAUAUAUAUAUAUAUAUCACACGCUAGGAUUGAACGAUUAGUUCUCUAUGCCACGUGAUCCGGGCCUUUCCAUCUUCAGAUGCUGUUCAGUCAGUUCUGAGCUUUAUUAAGUGUUGAUGAAUUAAAUCUCAAUCUCAUAACUUUAGGAGCCGGAUCAGUUUUACUCCACAGUAUAAGAGCAGAUGUGUUUGGAGUGGAGGAUGCAUGGAUGCUGAGUUUAGAAGAAAGGUGUGUUAUUGCACUAGAGGCAAUGAUCUGAUCAUAUUUACCAUGUAAACCAGUGUUUUGAUCAUAUCCUUAUGAAGAGAGGUCUAGCCUAGUUAGUGCUAGUUUUCAAUGUUUGCAUGGCACUGUUAUUUCAUAUUUAUUAGUAAUCUUUUACUGCAUAAUAAAGGCCAUUAUGACAAUCAUUUUAAUGUAAAGUUGGACUAGAUAUAUGCAAAUUAGCAACCAAAGAUUGUGAUGUAAGCUUGCACUGCACACAAAUCAUCUUUAUUUGAAAAGCUUGCUAGAAAUCUUAAGAUGAUCAAAGGGACCAUGUGUGUACUACAUGAGAGAAGAGGAAAUGCUGUCUAUUUGAAGAAGAUUCAAAUUUUAGCCAUAUUUGUUCUAGUUAUUGGCAAUUUAAAGUUUAUUUCCUUUUUUUUGUCUUGUUAAUGUUUACAUAUGCUGUGCUCCCUUUUUUUUUUUUUUUUUUUUUUUUUUUUAACCAAAUCAUACAUUUUGUCUUAAUUAUUAUUUGAGGAAUGUUUGUUGUUGCACCGUCUGUUUCAAGGCCGUUGUGUGCGUCUCAUCCUUGUUUUGUGUUUGUGCAUGAAUGGAUGUUUACUUUAAGUUCAAAUGAUUUCUGUUAUUAAUAAAUACAUUUUCUUUAUUAUAA
This is a messenger RNA of Puntigrus tetrazona (Sumatra barb), 6295 nucleotides long. It is a transcript of the gene taok2b, whose product is annotated as TAO kinase 2b. Gene Ontology annotation, biological process: protein phosphorylation. Gene Ontology annotation, molecular function: protein kinase activity; ATP binding. The transcript has 16 exons. Bases 466 to 4068 code for a protein of 1200 amino acids. NCBI's taxonomy places the organism in Eukaryota, Metazoa, Chordata, Actinopteri, Cypriniformes, Cyprinidae. The record is from RefSeq and is a predicted model, not a curated record.